GUCUUCUUUCUCAUUCAUCUGUCCUUCAUCCUGAAGUCAAAGAAGAUGGGGCUCACGAAUCCCUUCAGUCGUCAGACGACGGACAACACCGUCACCCAGAUUGAUGUGAACCUGACCGAGGACGAAAAACGAGCUCCUUCCGAUGUUGCUAUUGCUGAAAGCAAUGGCGACGGAAAGGGGGAACUGCCAGAGACCCCCGAGGAGGAACUCCAGCCUGGUGUUCGAGACAUGGAGGCCAUGACCAAAAAUUGGAGCAAGUGGUCGCUGUGUGCGGUGUUCUUGAAUAUUUGGAUGCUGUACUUUACCAACGCCUUCCAAAGCGAGAUUCUCGCCAGUCUGCUUCCCUAUGUUUCCAGUGCAUGGGAAGCGCACUCGCUGCUGAACACUAUUUAUAUCGUUGCGGAUGCUAUCACGGCUGCUUGCUACGUCCCCGUCGGAAAGAUGAUGGAUCUGUGGGGUCGAGCGGAAGGCUUCCUUUUCAUGACCAUUUGCGCUACCAUUGGUUUGAUCAUGAUGGCGGCCUGCAACAACCUUGCCACUUUCUGUGCUGCAUAUGUGUUUUACUCUCUCGGAUUCGGCGGAAUGACAUAUUGUGUGGAUGUCAUCACGGCCGAUGCGUCCAUGUUGAAGAGCCGAGGCUUGGCCUACGCUUUCACAUCCUCUCCCUAUAUCAUCACGGCCUUUGCUGGUCCCAAGGCAGCGGACGAUGCUCUGGGUGCAAAUGGUAUUGGUAUGCGGUGGCCUUUCGGUAUCUUUGCCAUUAUCCUCCCCAUCGUCGCGGCUCCUCUGUACGGAGUAUUGAAGUGGAACAUCCGCCAGGCCCAGAAGGCGGGUACGUAUGUCAAGGAAAAGAGUGGCCGCACGAUGCUUCAGAGCAUUUGGUUUUAUAUCAUUGAGUUCGAUGCUGCUGGUGUCUUCCUCUUCUCCGCCGGUCUGGUCCUGUUCUUCCUGCCCUUCGAUAUCGCCGGCGCCGCUCCGAGCAGCUGGGACACGCCCUAUAUCAUUGUCAUGCUGGUCAUUGGGUUUGUUCUGCUCUUUGUCUUCCUGAUUUAUGAGAAGUGGUUUGCCCCCAAGCCCCUGUUCCAACUUGGCUUCCUCUACAACCGGACAGUCAUGGGUGCGUGCUUGCUGGACGCCACGUAUCAGCUCUGCUACUACUGCUGGGACAACUACUUCACAUCAUUCCUGCAAGUGGUCAAUGACCUGAGCGUGGCUGAUGCUGGAUAUGUCGGCAACACCUUUGAUGUGGUGUCUGGUGUAUUACUGAUCCUUGUUGGUAUCGCCAUCCGGAAGACUGGCCGCUUCAAGUGGACUCUGUGGGUCGCCGUUCCGCUCUACAUCUUCGCCCAGGGCUUGAUGAUUUACUUCCGUCGCCCGAACCAGUCCGUCGGCUAUCUCGUCAUGUGUCAGGUGUUCAUCUCGAUUGGUGGCAGUGUUUUCAUCAUUGUUGAGCAACUCUCUAUCCUGGCUGCCGUCGACCACCAGCACUUUGCUGCCGCGCUUGCCCUGCUUAACGUCGUUGGCACUGUCGGUGACGGCAUGGGCGCCACCAUCUCCAGUGCUAUCUGGCAGAACACCUACCCGAAUGCUUUGAGGAUGUACCUCCCCGAGUCCGCCAUGGACAACUUCUACAACAUCUACGAGGACAUCGACACCCAGCUGAGCUACCCCGUUGGGUCGGAAACCCGGAUUGCAAUCCAGCGGGCGUACGGAUACGCCCAGACGAGAAUGCUUGCUGUCGGAACGGGUAUCAUGGUUCUCGCCUUCAUCUGGACCAUGAUGAUCAAGAACAUUGACCUGAAGAAGGUUCCCCAGGUCAAGGGCGUGGUUUUCUAGAUGGAAUGACCGUUGUUGCUCUCUGUCCGAACGUCGGUAUAAUUGCCAUUCCGCCGUUCACCUCCCCCCUGUCGGAUAUGAAUCGUGGCUAGGGUUUCACUUUCUAGCGCGGUCGCAUCCUUGCCCUUUAGUACUUACAUUAAUCUCCUGUCUAUAUCCCAAUACCCCAAAACACCAUGGAAACCCAUGAGCUUAUGCAGUUAAUGUGAUACCU
Aspergillus heteromorphus CBS 117.55 is the source of this 2050-nucleotide messenger RNA. RefSeq names its product putative MFS siderophore iron transporter. The record is from RefSeq and is a predicted model, not a curated record. Gene Ontology annotation, molecular function: transmembrane transporter activity. The transcript is spliced from 4 exons. The coding region runs from base 46 to 1836 and encodes 596 amino acids. NCBI's taxonomy places the organism in Eukaryota, Fungi, Ascomycota, Eurotiomycetes, Eurotiales, Aspergillaceae. Gene Ontology annotation, biological process: transmembrane transport.